Messenger RNA from Parascedosporium putredinis, 1899 nucleotides. The record is from the annotation of a GenBank genome assembly. NCBI's taxonomy places the organism in Eukaryota, Fungi, Ascomycota, Sordariomycetes, Microascales, Microascaceae.
AUGCCUUCCUACUUUUACCACCUCACCUUUGAACUCUACCCGACGUCGAACCCCACGGACAGGGACCCCCAGUACCGCAGCCCCGGAACUCUGGGUCCCCCGCACGAGACCGACAUCUUUGGCGACUUGCCAUCACAUCAGCAUCGAAGCAAAACCAACCCCAAAAUCAAAACCGCUCCUCGAUUGUACUCGACAGCUCACAUUCAACCCCAAUCCAGCGGCCAAGCGAGCAGCAGCUCUCACACGGAGCCCGGACCAAGCGUAAUCGACUGUGGGGCAGAUCGGAAACCGCACGAGGAGGACCGUCGCAAGAUUGAAAUAGUCCCCGAGAGAAAGUGGAGGGAACGGACUAAGAGCCUGCCGCCGCCCCCAUCCUCUGCUGCCAUUCAGCCUCAGACUGCGGUGAGGGACUGGAGAUUUGGCCGAGUGAGCAUCGAGAGUAUCGAUUUCCAACAAGAAGAGGAGCGCGAGGUGACAGACGCGACGAUGGGCGAUGCGGGACCGAGCUCGGCAGCCACCGAGAAUCCCAACGCUGCUGCGUUUGCUGCCCUGGAGCUGGGACCGACGCUGGGCGGCGACGGCUCCUCUACGAGGGCAGAGUGCGUGUCCGUCCCCACCAAGAAUACAGAGGUCGGCUGGGGUGUUGUCCACUUUUACCGGGGAGAAGAGAUGCCUACGGUAGGACUAACGGCCGGCGGAGCCUCUACGGUGGGACCAGAAGAGGAUGGGUGCACGACGCUCUGCAUCCCUGCCGUUCCGAGCUAUAUCCUUCCUGCAGAAUUUCUCGGCUUCGUGGGUGAGAAAUGGAGAUCUGGUGUCACCCAUUUCCGCAUGGUCAUGACGUCUCGGAUGAGCCGCUACCUCGUUCUUUUGAAGUUUCGCGAUAACAAGAAGGCCAAGGAGUGGCAAAAGGAGUUUAACGGCAAAGUGUUCAACUCCAUGGUGCAUGUAUUCCACUGCACGUGUCUACAAAACUGGUCGGGUUCAGGGUGUCCGGUCUGUCGGUACUCGAACCCGUCACACAACGACGCGUCCGGGAGCCAUGCGCCGGCGUUUGGCUCAUCCAUCUCCAAUCUCUGCGCGGUGUGCGACUCGACCUCGGACCUUUGGAUUUGCCUUAUUUGUGGCCGCGUGGGCUGCGGAAGGUAUAAGGGCGGGCACGCCAAAGAGCAUUGGAAGGAGACGGCACACAGCUUCGCACUAGAAAUUGAGACGCAGCAUGUCUGGGACUAUGCCGGGGACACUUGGGUCCACCGGCUUAUUAGGGCCAAAGGGGACGGCAAGGUUGUCGAGCUCCCAAGCCAUAACAGAGAGGGUCACUCAGAAGAUGAGGACGUAGUUCCGCGGGCCAAGGUGGAGGCGAUGGGCCUUGAGUACACGCACCUAUUGACGAGCCAACUGGAAUCGCAGCGGGUGUAUUUUGAGGAAAAGAUUGCACAGGCCGCGGACAAGGCCCACAAAGCGACUCUCCUGGCGGAAAGCGCCGCGGCAGAGUCAUUAGCAGCGAUGGAGAGGAUACGUAUCACGGAAGCUAAGUGCACAGAGCUCCAGAAAGACGUUAUUCCGAGUCUCGAAAAGGAUCUCAAGCGAGAAAAGGCCAAGGCUGCGAAGACACAUGACUUGGCGAGGAAUCUCGGCAAGGAGCUUCAAGAGGAGCGGCAGAUGAGCAAGGGCUUGGCUGACCGAGUUGAAUACAUGAAGAAGCAAGAGCUGGCGAUCCAGGACCAACUUAAGGAGCUUGAGGAGCUCAGGGAGACCAACCGCGACUUGAGUAUGUUCAUAUCGGGGCAAGCCAGGUUGAAGGAACUGGAAACCUCAGGCCAGGUAGAAAGCGGCGAGCUGGAGGAAGGUACCGCAAUGGUGGGUAGCAAGGCUCGCAAGGGCAAGGGCAAGAAAUGA